CCAACCUGUACCCUGGAUUGUGUGUGCAGAGGAACUUCGGGACUUUCGAAGGAUAGUUUCCCGUUCAAGCGGGUUGACUUCAAAAGUUUAGCUUUGUGUCUCAUUUUAAUUAAUUUAUAUUCUUUCAUCCUCUCAUCUAUUUUGAUUCAACGAAUAAAAGCAUUCGAAACUCCGGAUUCAAGAACGCUCCAUACGUAAAGUUGGAUUAACGUAUCCAGGGAUCAGCUAUUGCUUUCUGGGGGCUGCAGAAAGGUCUUCGUCCCAGUGAACCUACAGUGAACGGUCACUCUGAGCCACUCCAUCAGACUCCUUAUCAGGUGCUAUCCAUAGAAAUGCACUGCUCCAAAUAACUGCAUCAACAAGAAGUCCUGUCCACACACCAGACUGUCCCUGCCUCUAACAGCAGCUGUACAUACAGCAUUCACCUGUUGAUCCCAUGGCCCACCCUUAUGAGCCGUGGUUUCGGCCAGCACCACCCGGAGGCAGUAGUGAGGAUAUGAACAUGCCAUCCUGGUGGGAUAUUCAUGCAGGUACAGGGAGUUGGAUGGACCUACAGGGGGGGACAGGGAGUCUUCAAGGUGUGGGACAAGGGAGUGCAAUACAGUCUGCUCUGGGACCCUAUACCUCGGAGCCCCAAGUGUGCAGCCCACCCCCAACCCAAAUGGCCUCAUCCUCGCACCCCAUGCAACUCUUUCCACAGGACAGCUAUAAAAUUGACCCAUUGGUUCCAGAACUGCAACCACAACCACUUUCUCUGGAAGAGCCUUUGGACAACACCACAGCCACUCGUCCCAAGGCACAGCGUCGCUCUGCCUCCAGGGGCUCAGGCCAAGCUGUGUGUCGCUGCCCCAACUGUGUAGAUGCUGAGCGGCUGGGCCACUGUCCCGAUGGCACCAAAAAGAAACACUUGCACAACUGCCACAUCCCUGGCUGUGGCAAGGCAUAUGCCAAGACCUCCCACCUAAAGGCCCAUCUUCGUUGGCAUAGUGGUGAUCGGCCCUUUGUCUGCAACUGGUUGUUCUGUGGCAAACGCUUCACUCGGUCUGAUGAACUGCAACGCCACCUGCAAACACACACUGGUGCAAAGAAGUUCAGCUGCACUGUAUGUAACCGAGUCUUCAUGCGCAGUGACCACCUGGCAAAGCACAUGCGCACCCAUGAGCCAGCCCGGGGUGAGGAGGAGAAGAGUGGACCAGGUAGAGUGGGGAAAUGCUAUGAAACCCCCCAGACCCUGACCCUCAAUACUACUACUGCCUGCACCUUGGAAGCCCCCCUUAAGCCCAAAUGUGAGCCAGAGCCCAGUGGACCCACAUUGGGUGCACAGCCAAACUAAGGGUGUGCCAUUAGGUCCAAUCCAGGCAGAGUGAUGUAGAUUACUAUACCCUCUGAGUGAAACACAACAUGAUUUUACCAGUAGAGAGAGAUGGCCUAGCAUAGUGAUUAUAAACAAUACAUGUCUUUAGUUAUGACUUCAGCAACUGAGCUUGAUCAGUGGGGUAAUUAACAAAGGUCCAGUACUGACCCACAGUCUCACUUGUUAAUAGGCCCCACAGCUAAGAAGGUGCCUUUUGACCAGAAUAGUACAGCAUGUAGUAGUUGCAGAAAUAAAUAUCUCCCUUAACAUACUUGCAUGUGAAGCUAAUGCUGGAAGGAAUUGAAAGAAGUAAAUGCUCUGUUGUUUUUCUGAAGGCACUUUGCUCUGUUGUUUUUCUGAAGGCACUUACAUUAGGUUUUUUCUCAUAUCUAAUUUACAAUUUGCAUUUUGUGAGAAGUGUAAAUGGUUACUGAGCCAUGAUCAUAGUUCACUGCUUGUAUUGCUUGUGAGCUGUUGUGUGAAAUACAUUAUAUUUUCAACUUUUACACCUCAAACAGUCCAAAUAACAUCUCAGAGCCAAUUGACACUUUCAUUUUAGAGAAUCAAUGCUGCUCAAGCACUUUUCUGAACUCAUAACGUUCUUCCCCUCACAAAAAUUUGACUUUCCAAUAAUCCAAAUUUCACAUAUGAAUUCAUUUUAAUUAAUUUUAUUCAUUUUUGCAUGUGAAAAGAAAAUAGAUCACAUAAUUUGCAUCUUCAUAUUUUCACAUGUCCCUGACUUUUUAAAUUGUGAAUUUUAUCACUUUUAAAACUUCUACAUGUUGAAACAAAACAUGUCACUUGAAAUAGCAUAGGUUACCUUUUUCUGCUCACUUAUAAGUGGGAUUAUUUUUAUAGUUCAUGUGUGCUUCAAAUGUUGGGUGUUCACAUGUUUAUGAGUACAGGAUUUUCUUGUCAGGGUCACCUUUACAUGAGUACCCAUUCGUACUCAAGUAAUACUCAAGAUAUUUGAAUGCAACAGGAAUAAAAGUUCUUCAGAACUUCUUAAUGAUGGAACUGAUUGAAAUUGCAGCUUAAGUGUGAACUUCACCAAAAACUCUUCCAGUUUACUGCUUGAAAUGAUUACUUACAAUAGUGUAGCCUCAUUAUAUGCUAUUAAAAUGUAUUCCCAUUAUGUAGCAAAAACCUUGGUAUGAAUGCAAAAAACAAUUAGUGAAUAAGGAUCUUGUUGGAACAUUCAUUAUAUUUUCUGCAUUGGUAUGUCAAUUUUCUGGAGUAUUUGUGAUAGCAUCUGCAGUCAGUAUCUGAGUUUUUAAUGUCAUCCAUCAGAAUCUUUCAAUUUAUAUUAAGCAAGUGUGUACGUAUGUAUCUAUAUAAACAUAGAGCAAAAGAGAUUAAUCAUUGUUGUUACAUCUUGCCACUACUUUCAAACACAUUUAUGUGUCAAUAAAUAAUGCAAAGACAUAACAAGCAGUAAAUAUAGAAGGGAAUGAUUCCUGAUUAUAUAUGUAUUGUGAUGGUAGUGGGUGGGAGACCUUCAGGGUGACAUGAUUGGGCAUUGUGUCAUUCUGGGGGAGUGCUUUUAGUCAGAAAAAUGGUACCUACCAACUUGCUCGAUAGAGAUUCAUUUGGUUUGGCAUAAUUUUGGUGAUCUGUUUGCACCAGUGAUUCAGUCCUCUGGUACAAGAGAUGGGAUGGCUCAGACUGUGGAUUACAGUGUGAAAAAUAAGCAUUUGACGGACUUUGUGUGAGGAAGCAUGUGAUAAUAUACAGUCCCCUCGAAAGGUAUUGUAACAGCAAGGUCAAUUACUUUGUUUUUGCUAUCAAUUGAAGACAAUUGACUUGAGGUCAAAAUAUGUACAUGAUGAGAUGACAAAUCUGAAUUUCAGCUUUUAUUUCCUGGUAUUUUUUAUCUAGAUGAGUUAAGCAACUUGGAACAUAUCACCUUUUGUAUCAGACCUCCACAUUUUUAGGUGAGCAAAAGUAUUGGAACAUGUGACUGACAGGUGUUUCUUGUUGCCCAGAUUUGUCCUAUUCGAUUGAUUGGUCAAACAAUAAAUAGUUAUAAAUGUCUUUUCUUGGUUUUAGCCUUGGGUUUUGACUGUGAAGACUGCAUUUGUGUUAGAAAAGGUAAAUCAACAUAAAGACCAGAGAGCUGUCUUUGGGGGAAAACAAGCUUAGAAAAGAGGGGAAAUCGAUCAGAGCCAUUGCCAAAGCAUUGGGGAUAGCUUGUACAACAACUUGGAAUGUCUUGAAAAAGAAAUAAACCGCUGGCGUACUGAGCAACAGACACCGAACAGGUCACCCAAGGAAAACAACAGCAGUUGAUGACAGAAACAUUGUGAGAACCCUAAAAAAUCAGUCAGUGACAUCCCAAACAAUCUCCACAGGGCAGGGGUGAAGGUUUCUCAAUCAGCCAUUCGAAGAAGACUUAGAGAGCAGAAAUAUAGAGGCUCUACCACAAGAUGCAAACCAUUCAUCAAGUGUAAGAAUCAGAAGGCUAUAUUACAGUUUGCAAAGAAGUACAGAGAUGACUCACUAAUCUUUAUUGAUGAUGCAACUCAUGAUGGUAGCAGCAGGAUGAAUUCAGAUGUCUCCAAAAACAUUCUGUCUGCCAUCUUACGGAGGAAUGCAUCCAGACUAAUUGGGAGGAACUUCAUCAUGCAGCAAGCCAAUGACCCAAAACACAUUGCAAGCACAACAAAGGACUUCAUUAGGGAGAAAAAGUGGAAGGUUGGAACUGGCCAAAGUGGAACUGGCCAAGUCAAUUACCAGACCUUAACCCAGUUGAGCAUGCAUUUCACCUCCUGAAGAAUUGAAUGAACAACAAUUGAAAGAGACUGCAGUAAAAUGGAUCACCAAUGGAUCGCAGGCUUGAUGCAGUUAUUGCGAGCAAGGGAUAUGCUACCAAAUGUUACGUGUUAUUUACUUUCAUUUACUUCAAUACUCUCUCUUCCAAUACAUUUGCUCACCCAGAGAUUUGGAGGACUGAUAACAAAGGUGCUAUUCGUUAAGUAGUUUAACACAUCUAGAUGUAAAUACGAGGAAAUAAAUGCUGAAAUUUUUAACCUUGCCUUGCUGUUCCAAUACUUCUGGAGGAGA
Molecule: messenger RNA, 4417 nt
Organism: Conger conger (European conger)
Lineage: Eukaryota; Metazoa; Chordata; Actinopteri; Anguilliformes; Congridae
Gene: sp6
Product: Sp6 transcription factor
Exons: 2
Coding region: 437-1333 (298 amino acids)
Biological process (GO): regulation of transcription by RNA polymerase II
Molecular function (GO): RNA polymerase II cis-regulatory region sequence-specific DNA binding; DNA-binding transcription factor activity, RNA polymerase II-specific
Source: RefSeq, a predicted model, not a curated record